Molecule: messenger RNA, 11391 nt
Organism: Xenopus laevis (African clawed frog)
Lineage: Eukaryota; Metazoa; Chordata; Amphibia; Anura; Pipidae
Gene: rev3l.S
Product: REV3 like, DNA directed polymerase zeta catalytic subunit S homeolog
Exons: 32
Coding region: 967-10392 (3141 amino acids)
Biological process (GO): DNA damage response; translesion synthesis; DNA metabolic process
Cellular component (GO): zeta DNA polymerase complex; nucleus; nuclear lumen
Molecular function (GO): nucleic acid binding; DNA binding; nucleotide binding
Source: RefSeq, a predicted model, not a curated record
CCUUGACUCCUGCUCCUAAACCAGCCUCUGCCAACAGAGAGAAUGUUUUCUCAUGUUAACCCUUAAAUAGGGAGCUGUCAAAAGAUGGAAACUGUUGUUCCGUGGCCCUUCUGUAGCGCCCAAUCAGCUUGCUGGAAGCAGUCGUACAAGAGGCGCGCAGGCGGAACAUCUGCACUACGUGGGAUACGCUGUUUCCUUGGGAUCAGUACAUUACUACGGUACAAACAGCGGGCAGGAAAGCCGAGUACUGCCCUAUCCCAGUCCCCUCAGCUCGUGUAGGGGCAUGCAAUCAAGCUACGCCCACUCUCUCCCCCUCAAGCUCCCUCGCUGUGUCGUCACCGUCAUGGCAACAACAGCUGCGCCCGUCGCAGCCCGAGCCCCGAGACUGACCGUAGGGCAAAGUCACGCUGACCGACUGGAGAGCGCUCUCCCAGCAUGAGGCUCCCGGUGGGGGCAGCAAGUGACUGAGGCACGGAUAGACUGUCAGAGCUGAGAGACGCCGCGCAGCCCCCCCCCCCUCCUCCAUAUGUGAAUUUAUAUGGAACGACAUUUCCAUUGGGAGAGAGAGAAGGCAAUUGAGAGCUAUGUAGAGAGUAUGACAGAAAAGUCAUUGCGUUUGUACAUAUCCCUGGGAGACAGAGAAGGACAUGCAUGACUAGCGCUACGUCGGCUCGCACAUUUAUUGCCAGAGACGAGUUUUUCCCUUUAGACCUAUGUGUAUGUACAGUAAGUGCUGGCCAAACUGGGGCCACCACUCACGGACUAUCCAAAGGAAGCGCCGGCACAUUCUUGCUCCCAGUCUCAAGUCGCGCACCUUUUUACUGAGCCGCUGCUGCUGGGCGGUCCCUGUGCGCGGGGAAGUCUCCGGGCUGCAGACACAUCUUCCUGUGUGUAACGGGGGAAGUCUAGAGGAAGCGGCGAUCCUAACACCAGGGGGUUGCGGGAGCCUCCUCUGCUCCUGACAAGAUGUUCUCCCUGCGCCUUGUCACGGCGGAUUACUAUUUGGCUGCUCCGUUGCCGGGGCUGGAUGUAACAAGGUCCCACUUCAGAGACAGUCUGGUGCGGAGAGUUCCAGUGGUGAGAGUGUUCGGAGCCACCCCUGCAGGCCAGAGGGCUUGCCUUCAUCUUCAUGGUAUUUUCCCUUAUCUGUACACUCCAUAUGAUGGAGACGGACAGCAGGAUCCUGAACGUUACCUUCGUCAGAUAGCAUUCAGCAUUGACCGAGCACUUAAUGUUGCUUUAGGCAACCCUUCAGCCAGUUCCCAACAUGUAUUCAAGAUUACAGUGGUUUCUGGAGUCCCAUUAUAUGGCUAUCAUGAAAAAGAAAGACAUUUUAUGAAGAUCUAUCUCUACAAUCCAGCAAUGGUGAAAAGGGUCAGUGAGCUUUUACAAGGCGGUGCUGUAAUGAACAAGUGCUACCAACCGCAUGAGGCCCAUGUUCCUUAUCUUCUUCAGCUAUUCAUUGAUUAUAAUUUAUAUGGAAUGAACUUAAUUAAUCUUGCUUCUGUAAAGUUCAGAAGAGCUCAGAGGAAAGGAGACAGCUCAUCACAUAGUACAGGCGUGCAUAAAGAUAUGGACCAAGAAAGAUCCCUUUCUGCUACUUUUGUCCGAUGGGAAGAAGAUGAAAUACCAAGCUCUUUGAUUUUAGAGAAUGUGGAGCCAAUAAGCACCUGCGAAUUAGAAGUAGAUGGCGUAGCUGCUGAUAUUCUAAACCGACAAGAAAUUGAAGCUCAGAUAGGGAAGAAUCCUGGACUGCAAGCAAUAUGGGAAGAUGAAAAACAACGCUGUCGAAAAAAGAGAGAGUCCUCGCAAAUAAGCCCUCCAGAUUCUCAAGAUCAUGGGUUUGUUGCGAUGUCAGAAAGUGAAAAAAUCCUUCAGAAGAGACUCAAAGAAAUUCUGAAACAAAAUGACUUCUCAUUGACACAACCGCAUUCUCUAGACUGUAGUAACUUAUCCGAGGAACGUUCUUUUGAACUUACAUUGCACUCCCAGCUAGAAUCACCUGAUGCUGUUCUUUGUUCCCAAGCUAAUAUUGUGGAUGUUCACAGGGAUGAGCCACAAAGGAACAAAGGAUGUGUUGAUGGAGAGCAAGAGGAUGCUGUCAUUGAUGAGGAAGCCAUUUUAAACAUCAUGGAAACCAGUCAAAUUUUGUCACAGAGUCUGAGUCAAUCCCCUGUUUUCUUGGACAAGAACCAAGAUCAAGCAAUGGUUAAAUUGUUAGCUGGUCUUGAAGAUGAUGAGUACCAGAUGGACAUGUCGAGACGGUUUUCACAACACUCUUUGUCUGCAAGGUACAACCGUAUGCAGAAUAGUGAUGAUGAAGAGAACGAGCCUCAGGUGGAAAAGGCGGAAAUGGAGCUCAGCAUACUAAUGUCUCAGAGAUGGGACAACAACACUGAAGAACUUGAUGCCAAAAGAAAUUUUAAGAGUAUUGAUGAAAGCUCUUCUGAAUAUGAGGACUCCACAGAUGAUGAAAUGGAAUGGAGUAGUAACAGACUGCUUUUAGCUGAUCUUUCAAUACCUCAGUUAGAUGGCACAGCAGAUGAAAACAGUGAUAACCCUCUAAAUAAUGAAAGCACCCUUACCCAUUCUUCUGUUAUUGCAAAAAGCAAAUUAUCUAUAAAGAAUUCAAUAUUUCACAAGGAUGCUGCUUCCUUCGAACCUCACUCUUCUGCUAAAACAGCUUUUCAGUGUCAACACACAAGUGCCCUUUCAUCUCAUAUUCUUAAAAAAGAAGGUCUGAUAGAAGAGCUUCUGCACCCAACUGAAGAAAAGGGACCUGAACUUUCUGUCUGUUCUUUCACAAAUGAUAGCACUUAUAAUAUGAAAUAUCCAGCAUCUUUUAACAACUCUACAAGUCCAGAACUUUUACAUAAAGAAGCAUGCAAAAAUGAUAUUGCUCCAGUCCCAGCAAGUGACAAGGCAGCAUUUGAAGAUAACGUCCCAUCAGUGAAUAGACAUUUGCAAUGCAGAAAAUUCACAAGCAUUAGAAAGACUGAGAAGGACACAUCUUUUUUAAAAAUAACUCGCCAACUUAGUGAAGGCACAUUGGAUAGGAAUCCUAGAAAUCUCACAGAAAGUAGUAAUCAUAAAAUGAAAAGAUCUGCAGACAUCAAUGAUAAAUGCUGCAAUUCUACUCCAAACACGAUCUUUCCUGGUACUUUAAAUGAAAGCAAUGACUUGACAGCUUCUGCUGAUGUUAACAGAGUCAUACUGCACACUGCAGAUAAUGCCAUAAAUGAUGUAAGCCCAAAUAAGCGUAAAGUUCGAUCUGAAGAGCUUCAACAACAUGGAACAGACAUGACCAGUGGUGAUCAGCAAGCAACACAUUACAAGUUUUUUCCAAGUGUUGUCCUUUCAAACUGUUUGAACCGUCCCCAAAAACUUGCCCCUGUGACUUAUAAGGUUCAACAAUGUAAAAAACAAUCAAGAUUGAAACUGGUUAAAAAAUUAAAGGUGGUGGAAAAUGAGCACUCCAGUGCUAGUAAAAAAGAUAUUGAGGGCCUUUUAGGUUAUCAAAGAUCUGUAGAAUACCGUGAAAAAAGAAAUCUUCAAAAACAAAGUAUAGUUAUAGGUACUGAUACAAUACCAUGCCUUGCUUACCAGGAUACUGAAGAUUUUAAUGCAGUAGUACAGGACAGCAGUUAUGCACCUGGUAAUGCAUGUAGUAAAAGUCCUCCUGAUGUUGACAGAGUACCAUCCUGUGAUAUGGCAGUGAUAAUGGAUGACGGUGCAUUUCAAAGUAAUGUUUGUGAAUUGAACACUUUUACUUGUCAGUUUGAGGAAGGUGCAAAAGAUUUAGACCCAUCCUUGGAAAUUUGUGGAAAUAAAUAUACUCUGAGAGCAAAACGGAAAGUAAAUUUUGAAAGUGAAGAUGGAGAGCCAGUUCAGGGUGCAACAAACUCAAAAUCAAGCCUCCCUCAGCCUGAGAAAACCAUUGAUGAUGUAGGAGGUUUUCAAAAAGUUCGUAAGCGCCGAAAAGUUUCUAAUAAGUUACCACCAGUAAUUAUCAAAUACAUCAUAAUUAAUAGAUUUAAAGGGAGAAAAAACAUGCUAGUGAAACUGGAAAAGAUUGAUCCCACUGAAGAACAGGUCAAAUUAACAGAAGAUAAGCUAAAACUAUAUAACAGAAUGGCUCCUAUAAAAGAUUUCUGGCCUAAGGUGCCAGAAUCUUCUGCAACCAAAUACCCAAUAUUUCCAAUAAUGCCAAAGAAGAGUAGCACACGAAAAACAAAGCAAAAACCUGCAAAGAAAAAACUUGAUAGACUACCUAAAACAGAAUAUAAAAUAUUGAAGAGAGCUGUGCCUAUACAGAGAAAAAGAAUACGUUCUUUUUUAUCUCUUCCUAAGCCAACAUAUAAUGCUGAAACAGAAGACUGUGACACAGACUACAGAGAUGUUAUGUCAAAACUUGGUUUUCUUGUGGAAAGAUGUCCAAGUCCAAUAAAUAUGUCUCCACCUCGUUGUUGGUCGCCAACUGACCCAAGAGCUGAAGAAAUUAUGGCAAUUCCAGUUGCAGAAAUGCCUCUCUUUAAAAGUUCACUUUUAGUAGUUCGUAAUAAAGAACAUAACAAUUCAAUGAAAAAACAGCAAAAGAGAGUUCAGUCAAACAAACCUAGAAAAAAGACAUCAGCUAUUCCAUCUGCAAUUAGGAACCAUCCGAAAAAAAUCAGUCAGUCUGAUAUGGGGAAAGGUGGGAAAACGCAAAAAGGCAAGUCAAGGUCAAAAAAAAGUGAAAAGGCUCAAAGAAAGCACACAAAAAUGAAAGACAAAAAUACUAAAGUUGAACCUACAGUUUAUGAACGAUCUUCUCUAUCACAUAAAGAACAAAUGACAUCUGCUUUAAAUGGAGCUGUGCAACCAGUUCCAGUCAUCACAGAAUUCACUUCAACUGGAUUUUCUAUUGUGCAUGUGCACUCAACACAACUUUCAACAGAUGGUACUCCGAAUGAUUCACCUGGUAACAUAAGUUCUUUCCCAGGAACCCCAAAACCACUACAUUUCCAGCAAUUUUCAAGUAUUCAGAAAGACUGCUCAGCUACAGCAACUGUGCCAUUAAGCCCAAGUAUUAAAACAUUCAGUGUUAACACAAUGAAGACUCAAUUUCCUAAUGCAUUUCAAAAAAACGAGUCUAGUGCAACUCCAAACAAAACCCAAAAUGUAUUUACCUGUUCAUCUCAGGUAAUACAAAAUGCACAGUUCACUUUAAAUAGCUCACGUAUGACUCUAAAUAGCUCACUUAUGACUCGAGAGGAUCCUGCAGAAGUCCAGAAAAAGCUGUUGGCAUCUGUUGGAAAACUUCAAGGUGUUCAGAACCCGCCAAUUUCUUUUGUCUCUGAAAAGCCAAAGCUUUUACCAGGUUCAUUUAAACAUGCAGGAAAUGUAGCUGAUAUAUCUAAGCACUGUGAUUCAAACACUUUGGUCACAUCUUCAGAGGAAGGCCAUGAAGCACUUAAUUCACCAAUUCGUUAUGUUGUUACGUCUUUGAAAAGCACUCAUAAAAUGACAGCAGUAGAACAAAAGCAAAGAAGUGAUGUUUUUGAUGCUGCUCAGUUUUCCAUCCAGAGAGCGAGUCAAAAUUGUUUACCAGAAAUUUUCUCCUGCACAAAAACAAAUCAGAAUACUAUAAAAUCUGUUUCCCCACAGGCACUUCUUGAUACACAUUCUGGAAUAGCUGUUCUUAAGGAAUUGCUUUAUAAAAAACAACAGAAGGUAACAUCAAGCAGUGAAGAGUCAAGAGUUAAGCUUAAAUUCAGUGAAUCUGGUCCAUCUGAGCCAAAGAGUGUAAGUGGAAAGUCUGCAACAUCUGGUAAAAAAACAAGGGUCCCUAGAAGAACUAAAUCUAAGGUGGCUACGAAUAUUAAAACUGACAUGGGAAAACAUCUGAGUGAUUUUGGGAGCAAAAACUGUAUAUCUGAAAGAAGCCCUGGUCUAUUCUCUGACCCUAACUUUGAAAGCUGCUACUUAAUUGAAGACAGCUUGUCUCCUGAUCAUAACUACAAUUUUGAUAUUAAUGCUGUAGGUCAGACUGGCCUGUGCACCUUAUACUCUGGGAGUCAGUUUAUUCCAGCAGAUCAAAAUUUACCGCAGAAAUUUUUAAGUGAUCCUUUUCCUGUCCCUGUUUCAGAUAAUGAAUGUAUAAAUCAUAAAUUUCAACAACCAGAGAAGAAGAAACCCUAUUCCUUAGGUCAUCCGCUACUAAGACCAAGUUUGCUUAGACCAGAUAUGUUUGAAAAAUCUGUUGAACUUAAACAAAACUCUCUCCUAAACCAGUGGAAAAAUUGCUUACUUUCUCAAAAUACACAUUCAGUCGAUGGGUUUUAUAAUUGUCAACCAGAAGACAAAUACAGGUUAAACAGAAGCAUUAGUCUAAAAGAUGUUGCCUUAAAUUGUGCUCACGCUGAAUGGGCUCAAACUGGGAUUAAAUGCCAAAUUAAAAACCCAAUGUUUGAUGCAUCCCUCCCCCCUAACUCAAAUUCCUCAUUUACAGGGCUUUUACCUUCACCAGAAGUUGAUAGUGUUUCUGAUGAUUUAGAAUUUUAUAUAUCAAGACAUAGUGGGGGGCUAACACCAACUCCUGACAGUUCUCCAAGAUCCAUUAGUUCCCCGUCUCAGUCCAAAAAUGGAAAUUCUACACCACGAUCAGUGCACAUAUUAAAACCUCUCAUGUCAGCCCCAAGUCGUGAGGAAAUAAUGGGAACUUUGUUGGACCACGAUCUCAUGGAAACUAUUUACCAAGAACCAUUUUUUAGCAAUCCUUCAGACGCACCAGAAAAACCAAGAGAGGUUGGUGGACGAUUUCUCACAAUAGAAACAAAAUUACCCUAUAGUCUUCUUGAGUUUGAAGGCGACUUUUCAGUGGAGGGACUUCGGUUCUGGAAGACUGCAUUUUCAGCAAUGACGCAAAACCCUAGACCUGUUUCACCAUCUCGGAUGAGCCGCCUUAUGGCUGAAAGAAGAAAGGAUAGUCUUGAUUUUGAAAAUGAUACAAAACUAGUCAUCAUGCCAUGUAAAAGUGCUCCACAUCCUCAAAGAGUACAAAUGUGGCUUCAAGCCAAAGAACUGUAUGAGGCAUCUAAGACUACAUGCAAAGAUAAAGAAAUUAAAGAAAAAAUUGAAAGAAAGGCUAUCAAAAACACUUCUGUGCCUGUUGGCUGCAACAGCUUGCCUCCAAAGGAAAUACAAAUUUUAUUGGCACAGCCAGCAAGUUCUGAUGAUCUACCAGAGAAUGCAAAUAAUAUAAAGAUUCAUCUAGCCAGUCCCCCUCCUAUACUUGACAGUGCUGAGUCUCGGCUUAUUGAAAGGGAAUUUGUUAGUACUGCUUGUUCAUCCAAACCUGCCUCGAGUGGCAGGAAUGAUCAAGAUGAAUUGUUGGACAAUACUGUUUCGCCCAGUUCUCCAGUAUUGACUUCUUGGCAAGAUACUCUUUCUCCUGAUAAUACAGAUACAGCAGAAGAUAACAAGGAUGUUAUUUCCCCAUCACCACUUUUGGAGAGUGAAGCAACAAUUCACGGGAAAAAUGAACCUACAGAUUUCUCUGUCCUUUCUCCUUCUCAAGUUUCACAGGGCAAGCAGAAAUCCAAACAUACCUGCAUGCACAGUACACCUGUCAUAAAAAGAAAGCCUGAAGCAGAGUCCCUUGAAGCUCUCCAGUGCAGUCCUUUAUUGUCAGAGCUUGCAUCCCAAAGAAUGAGCCGGAGGAGAGGAUGCAAUCCAGAUAAACUUCGAAGGGUACUCCUAACAACUCAGUUGAAGAAUCAGUUUGCUUCUAUGGCUCAGCAAAAAAGGGAAACAUCACAGAUUGAAGGGCCAUCUCUAAGUAACUCCUAUGGCUUUAAAUUCAGUGUCCAGAACCUUCAGGAUGCAAAAGCAUUACAUGAGGUGCAACAUCUAACACUUAUGAGCUUGGAGUUACAUGCAAGAACACGAAGAGACUUGGAACCUGAUCCAGAAUUUGACCCUAUAUGUGCUCUGUUCUACUGCACCUCUUCAGACUCCUUAUUGUCAAACACAAACAAAAGACAAGUUACUGGGGCUAUUAUAAUUCAUCUUGAGGAAGCCAAUAGUAAUGGUGGUAGAAGGCAAACUCCAUUUCUUGCUAGAUCUGGUAUUACAGACUUUGAAGUCACAUAUGCAGUGGAUGAGAAACAGCUGUUUGAGAUGUUGUUAAACCUAGUCAGAAGGUUUGAUCCGGACAUUUUAUUGGGAUAUGAGGUCCAAAUGCAUUCUUGGGGGUAUCUCUUACAGAGAGCAUCUGCAUUAAAUGUAGAUCUGUGCCUGCAGCUUUCCAGAGUGCCAGAUGAUAAAAAUGAGAACAGAUUUUCAUCAGAAAAGGAUGAAUAUGGAGCAGACACAAUGAGUGAAAUCAAUAUAGUUGGCCGGAUUGUACUGAAUGUUUGGAGGAUGAUGAAAAGUGAGGUAGCCUUGACCAAUUAUACUUUUGAAAAUGUGGCAUUUCAUAUCCUUCAUCAAAGAUUUCCCUUGUUUACUUUUCGUUCAUUAUCGGAUUGGUUUGAUAACAAAAAAGAUGUGCUCAGAUGGAGGAUGGCUGAUUAUUACAUGAGUCGGGUCCAUGGAACUCUGCAGUUAUUAGAGAAGUUGGACUUGAUUGGAAGAACAAGUGAACUUGCAAGACUUUUUGGAAUUCAGUUUUUGCAUGUCUUAACAAGAGGAUCACAGUACCGCGUUGAGUCAAUGAUGCUUCGUAUUGCUAAGCCUAUGAACUACAUACCUUUGACUCCAAGUACCCAACAGCGAUCUCAAAUGAGAGCUCCUCAAUGUAUUCCUCUCAUCAUGGAGCCAGAAUCUAAAUUUUAUAGCAACUGCAUUUUGGUGCUGGAUUUCCAGUCAUUGUACCCUUCUAUCGUAAUUGCAUAUAAUUAUUGUUACUCUACCUGUCUGGGAAAUAUUGAGAACCUGGGGAAAUACGAAGACUUCAAAUUUGGCUGUUCAUCUCUGCAAGUUCCUCCUGAUCUGUUGUACCAGCUACGACAUGAUAUCACAGUAUCUCCCAAUGGAGUUGCAUUUGUUAAGGCAUGCGUCAGAAAAGGGGUGCUACCAAGGAUGCUUGAAGAGAUACUAAAGACGAGGAUUAUGGUGAAGCAGUCAAUGAAAAAUUAUAAACACGACAAAGGCUUCACACGACUGCUUGACGCACGCCAAUUGGGUCUCAAAUUAAUAGCCAAUGUUACAUUUGGCUAUACUGCUGCUAAUUUCUCUGGGAGGAUGCCGUGUGUGGAGAUUGGAGAUAGUAUUAUCCACAAAGCCCGGGAGACUUUGGAAUGUGCUAUAAAACUUGUCAAUGACACAAAGAAAUGGGGAGCAAAGGUUGUCUAUGGGGAUACAGACAGCAUGUUUGUGUUGCUGAAAGGUGCUACAAAGGAACAGUCCUUCAAGAUUGGGCAGGAAAUUGCUGAAGCCGUAACCGCCACUAACCCCAAGCCUAUAAAACUGAAGUUUGAAAAGGUUUAUUUGCCCUGUGUCUUGCAAACAAAAAAAAGGUACGUUGGUUAUAUGUAUGAAACCGUCAACCAAAAGGAUCCAGUUUUUGAUGCGAAGGGAAUUGAAACAGUCCAAAGAGACACUUGCCCUGCUGUUGGAAAGAUUCUUGAGCGUUCGCUGAAGCUGCUAUUUGAAACCAGAGAUAUCAGUCAAAUCAAACAGUACGUCCAGAAACAAUGUAUAAAGCUUGUGGAAGGCAAAGCCAGCAUGCAGGACCUCAUUUUUGCCAAGGAAUACAGAGGAAGCUUUGCCUAUAAGCCUGGUGCCUGUGUUCCAGCAUUAGAACUUACAAGGAAAAUGGUGGCCUAUGACCGGCGCACUGAGCCUCGUGUUGGUGAAAGAGUCCCCUAUGUAAUAAUAUAUGGCAGCCCCGGUGUCCCCCUUAUUCAACUUGUGAGACGGCCAAUUGAUGUUCUUCAGGAUCAUAAUCUUAGAAUAAAUGGCACCUACUAUAUCACCAAACAAAUCCUGCCACCAUUGAAUCGAAUCUUCUCAUUAAUUGGAGUAGACGUUUUUAGUUGGUAUGAUGAAUUACCAAGGAUACAAAAGACUUUCGCAUCUGCAAGAAAUGAGCAGGAUGCCAGAAAGGGCACAAUCUCCCAGUAUUUUACUACCUUACAUUGUCCAGUUUGUGAUGAACUGACACAACAUGGAGUCUGCAGCAAGUGCAGAAGUCAGCCUCAGCAUGUUGUAGUGAUUCUUAAUCAAGAAAUCAGAGAACUAGAACAUAAACAAGAACAGCUUGCCAAAUUAUGCAGGAAUUGCACUGGCUGCUCCAACCAACAGAUCCAGUGCGUUUCCCUCAAUUGUCCGGUACUUUUCAAGCUCUCCAGAGUGAGUCGGGAGCUGUGCAAGGCCCCCUACCUACGGCAGCUGCUAGACAAUUUCUGAUUGGUUUUCUGAUGUUAAUGGUGCUAUUUCAUUGUGUUUUUUAUUUCACACUACAAUCUGUCAUGCACGGUGCUGUUUCAACUUUUUUAUUUUGUUUUUUUUCUUCUUCUGUUUCACAGGAAAGUUCUAUGAGUUAGCAAUCCCUUUACUUCUCUCGGUCCUGGAGGGGUGGGGAAUAUAUGUAUUGCUAUCUUUAUACAAUGUACAGAAUUUUUUUUUCUCUUUGAAUUUUGUAAAAUACAGUUUUAUAAGGCAGUUGUUUAAACAGAAUGAUGACUCUGUAAAUUCAUUUCUUACAAUAGGCUUUCUUUAUUCCCUAGUGGUUUGCUACAGAAGGGACGAUGACAACUGAUCACUCAAAUGUUUGUGGAUAAACCAUGAUCAGAUCUCUGGUUGGUUCUAGAGUCUCAAUAUUCUUUCUAUGUUUCAUUGCGAGCCACAAUAGUUUGUAAAUAGACCUUUUUUUUUACUUUUGAAACAACUUGAGUAAACUAAUGUGCAAUGAGAUUUUAUACACAUUCAGGCAUUGGCAGGUAUCUUUCCUCUCACGUUUGCUCCACUCUGAUCACCCUCUUGAUUUUGCUCUGGCCAUGCAGAUUGUAUUUCAUUGUAGAAUUGAAGAUUGUCGGUUUGUUUAGAAAGAAAAAUGAAAAAGAUAUUGGUGUCUUGCUUUACCGGUUACCUUUACCUGUUGUGAGAAACUGUGCUGAAGACUUUUGUUACAGAAGUGUGGGGCUGUUGCAAUACUUUAAAUAUAAAGUUUAUUCCAUUUGGUUUGUUUUGUAUAGACAUUUCUAUGGUUUCCAAAUAUGCUUAUAAUUUUUAUUUCCUGUACAGUUAAAUCUUAUUUGCCAUCAUCUGGAACACUACAGUGUAUUUAGAUUAUUUGUAUAACUGUAUAAAAUGGGGGGGGGGGAUUAUGUGGUCGUGUAUUGUUUUAUAAACUGGAAAUUCGGUUUAAAAGUUACAAUGGAAACAAUUAAAACUGAAUGAAACCUG